Molecule: messenger RNA, 3232 nt
Organism: Archocentrus centrarchus (flier cichlid)
Lineage: Eukaryota; Metazoa; Chordata; Actinopteri; Cichliformes; Cichlidae
Exons: 6
Coding region: 1-1026 (341 amino acids)
Source: RefSeq, a predicted model, not a curated record
AUGGUGCUCUGGGCCAGGACCUGCCCCCUCCCCCCUAUCGGCCCCCUCCCCCUCGACCCCCGGGAGGAGGAUGGUGGAUGCGCGGGGAGGAGGGGGGAGGAGAGGGAGGAUGGGAGGGAGGGUACAGGGGUGAGGCUGUGUGAGUUGCUGCAGGCAGGGGGGGUGAGUGUCAGACCACUGGGGAAGCACUUAGCCAUCUCUCUGCCCUCGCUUCCUCUGCGUCUCUGGGAUACACAAGUCACACACACCUCACACUCCGCACACCUUGAACCCACACACACACCCCGUCCCCCACCCCCUCCCCCUCUGCCCUCUAGUCCACCCCUGUCCUCCCCUCUGGAAGCCUCUGGGCAAAGGAAGCCUCUCACGCCGCUCUGGCAGCCACCCCAGCCCCAUUCCCCCGCCGGCGCCGCGCAGCAUUGGCCGAGGCAAGAAGCCGCCUCAGAGGGCAGCAUACGUCAUUGGUCCUCCUGGAGUCUGGACCGCCCUGACGCAGUGGUAACGCCGUAUGACACGCCCCCAGACCGCUGUGUUCCCAUCAGGUCACAGGCAUCCAGUCAAAACUACAGCUCCCAGCAUGCCCCAGGCCGACACAGUGAUCCCUGCUGUGACCGCGAAGAGGCUGAGCUGUCUGAGCUUGACUCCCUUUAUCAGGCCAGUCUACUGGCUGGAAAGACAGGCUGUAGCCCAUCAGAGAGGCUCAUAUCCAGGGUGGGAGGGCAGGCUCGCUCCAAGACCCCCAACGCGGACAUGGAGAGGAGUGCGUACGGGGCGGACUGCACCAGCACCCCCACCUACCUCAACAAGCCAAUGAUGUUGCGGGAUGGGCGUUUUGGGGUGGAGCCUGAUGAUGGGGAAAACCUGAGGAGAAUUGGACGCAGCCUGAGCGGCACAGUAGUGACCCCGCGCCGCAGCCGCCUGACUGCAACCCGCAGCUUUGAGCUGUCGGGCAGUUCAGGGAGUUUCUGGCUGUGUCUGACAGGGGUCAAGCUGUCCUCAGAUCAGAGUCCUGCUGUGCUUCACUAAUAUCUCACUGCAACCCGUCUACAUGGGGCAGCAGUGCCGGGGUCCUCAGCCGCUUUGCCUUGAUGGACCUGGAAUCGGCUCAGGAGGAUCGACUCAGCUCCUACCCCGUUCCUCCUCCUCCUCCUCCUCCUCCUCCUCCAAACGACAUGCACACGCAAAUACAUGCACGCACACAUGCACAUCUGCACUGACGUAGAGCCUCCCUCAGCGCCUGCAGCACCCUGCUUAGCCCCUCCUUGCCUUCCUCCCUUCCUCCUCCCCCUACUAUUCUGUCUAUGCAGUCACUCUGACCCCCAACUACAACCUCAACCUUUCCCCCUACUUUCCGGGACUGUUUCUCGUCUCCCCCUGGGAUUUUCAGAGGGAUUCCAGGUGAGCAUGCUGCUUUUAGUGGUCGCUCACCAGCCGGGUCUGACUGGGACCGGAGCUCUCAGUAGACUCGCCCUCCAACCCACAGGACCUUUAGCUCAGGGGGGGGACUCUAACCAAGUAGCCACGCCUCUUCCUCUUUCUUCACGGGCAUUUCCUGUUGGACGCACACUUAGCUGAACUAGGUCUGUUUCAGAUGGACAGCCAUAUUUUUUCUCUUUUUUGGUUUCGGGUUUGUUUUUCUUCCUGUGUGUGCGCACAGUUAAUCUGCCGAGACUGAACUCUCUAAUAACUAAGUCAUGUACAGAAAACUCAUGUAUGAAACCUGUAUGUUAAUUAAUAAGACCUUAUGGAAUGUUGAUAAUGAUAAUUAACAAAUAUUGAUUAACUUAAAGUGAUACUUCCUCAUGUCUGCAUUUCAAAUAGGAGUGGAGUGCACUUCACAAGUGUCUAGCUGGAGUUUCUGCCCCCAAACCGCUCGCCGACCUAAUGACAGCUCUCCCGUUUCUACCGGGAGAUUGAACAAGAAAAGCGCUUCCUUUUUCUCUGCUUCUUUCCCUGUCCUUUUCUUUCUGCCCUCUCUUAUAUUCUCGCUCGCUUUCUUUGUUCCAAACAGGAAACAGUAGCACUAGAAAUAGGCCAGCAGCGGAGGAAAGUCUAGAAGGAAAGAGAGAAUGUAGGUUAGGAAACCCUUCUCUAAGGCUUUUAACAAUGAAAACAGAUGACUCAAGUGCACUUUGCGAGGUGACUCAGCAGAAGUGCACUUUCCGAAGGCUAUUUGAACGAGAAGCAGCCGGAGAGAAGUCGAUGGUGUUUGUUUUUCACUUCAAGGCCUCAGGUGAACUUCAGUGACACUUAAUGAAUUCACACUUUAUGACCCCCCCCUUUCCCCACUGACUUGAGACCUCGGAUGUGUUUAGAAAAAUGCUCAUUUUCAACCCGAGACAGUGACCUGUCUAAUAUGAAUAUGCUUUAUAUGAUAGAUAUGUAUUAGAGGUAUAUUUUCAGCCAGUGAGCUAUCAGAGAUGUCAACCAUUCCUCAGUUGUGUGAACAGUUAUUAUGACUUAACUCACCCUCCUCUUCACUGGGUAGCAUUCUGACGUGUAUAGAGUAUGUUUAUUAUAUGCUUUAUUCUAUUAAAUAUCAUAUAAAUGAACAAAGUCCUUAUGGAACAAGGCCAAUGUAAUGUUCUUUAAGAAUUCACUGAUGUUGAUUGAACGUUGUAACUAAACCAAAGGUUGGCACCUAACUCAGAGAGUGUAAGUCAGAAUUUAUUUUUCCAUUUAGGUUCAGAUUUUGUUGUUGUAUUGUUUUUUUUUUUUGGUUGUUUUUUUUUGUUGGAUGUGGGAGAAUGUAGCCAAUUGUAGCGCAUGAGUCCGCUAUGCAAAUCAACCUUCCCUCACAGUCCUUUACUGGAGACAGUCAGGAGGCAGACACCCCCCCCCCCCACUCCCCCCACUCCCCCCAUGGGUGCUCUCAUGGACUCUGGCAGAGACACGGAGAGGAGGAAGAGGAGAUCUCAUGUUUAAUGCUGCUGGUGAACUUUGUUGUUCUGCAUCUUCUGCUAUGUUUCAACCAAUGGAAUGCAAAAAGAGAGCAACGAGGAGGCAGAGAGCAAGAGGGCGAAAGAGAACGAAUGAAUGUAAACUAAAGGAUGAAAGUGUGUGUUUGAGUUCGAGGAGGGUGGGAAGCUAACUGACAAAGAUGGUUAUUUGUGGGUGCGUGAAGACUUUAUGUGUCAGUUCUGGGGUGGUGUUGCUCGGGGAAAGAGGGAACCUGUAUUUUUGCAAUAAAGUUAUUAACAAUGCACUCCCACAGGGGGCGUAACCACCAUAA